CAUGGGCUAUUUCGAGCUGCAGCUGAGCGCGCUGCGGAACGUGAACGGGGAGCUGCUGAACGGCGCCUGCUGUGACGGCGACGGCCGGACGACGCGCGCGGGGAGCUGCGGCCACGACGAGUGCGACACGUACGUGCGCGUGUGCCUGAAGGAGUACCAGGCCAAGGUGACGCCCACGGGGCCCUGCAGCUACGGCCACGGCGCCACGCCCGUGCUGGGCGGCAACUCCUUCUACCUGCCCCCAGCGGGGGACCGGGCGCGGGCGCGGGCCAGAGCCGGCGGCGACCGCGACCCGGGCCUCGUUGUCAUCCCCUUCCAGUUCGCCUGGCCGCGCUCCUUCACCCUCAUUGUGGAGGCCUGGGACUGGGACAAUGACACCAACCCGGAUGAGGAGCUGCUGAUUGAGCGGGUGUCACACGCGGGCAUGAUCAACCCUGAGGACCGCUGGAAGAGCCUGCACUUCAGCGGCCACGUGGCCCACCUGGAGCUGCAGAUUCGGGUCCGCUGUGAUGAGAACUACUACAGUGCCACCUGCAACAAGUUCUGUCGGCCCCGCAAUGACUUCUUUGGUCAUUAUACCUGCGACCAGUAUGGCAACAAGGCCUGCAUGGAUGGAUGGAUGGGCAAGGAGUGUGAGGAAGCUGUGUGCAGGCAAGGAUGCAACCUGCUCCACGGGGGAUGUAGCCUGCCGGGGGAGUGCAGGUGCAACUACGGCUGGCAGGGUAAGUUCUGCGAUGACUGUGUGCCCUACCCCGGCUGCGUGCACGGCAGCUGUGUGGAACCCUGGCAGUGCACCUGUGAGACCAACUGGGGCGGCCUGCUCUGUGACAAAGAUCUCAACUACUGCGGCAGCCACCACCCCUGCACCAACGGAGGCACCUGUAUCAACGUGGAGCCGGACCAGUACCACUGCGCCUGCCCUGAUGGGUACUCCGGCAAGAACUGCGAGCGCACUGAGCAUGCCUGUGCCUCCAACCCCUGUGCCAAUGGGGGCUCUUGCCAUGAGGUGCCGUCCGGCUUCGAGUGCCAUUGCCCCUCGGGCUGGAGCGGGCCCACCUGUGCACUGGAUAUUGACGAGUGCGCCUCGAACCCAUGUGCGGCUGGCGGCACCUGCGUGGACCGGGUCAACGGCUUCGAGUGCAUCUGUCCUGAGCAGUGGGUGGGGACCACGUGCCAGCUGGACGCCAAUGAGUGUGAAGGAAAGCCGUGCCUUAAUGCUUUUUCUUGCAAAAACCUGAUUGGUGGCUAUUACUGUGAUUGCAUCCCGGGCUGGAAGGGCGCCAACUGCCACAUCAACAUCAACGAUUGUCGUGGGCAGUGUCAGCAUGGUGGAACCUGCAAGGACCUAGUGAGCGGGUACCAGUGCAUGUGCCCUCGGGGCUUUGGCGGUCGGCACUGUGAGCUGGAACACGAUGAGUGUGCUAGCGGCCCAUGUCAUGGUGGUGGCCUCUGUGAGGACCUGGUGGAUGGCUUCCGCUGCCACUGCCCCAAGGGCCUCUCUGGGCGCCUCUGCGAGGUGGACAUAGACCUGUGUGAUCCCAGCCCCUGCCAGAACAGCGCCCGUUGCUACAGCCUGGAGGGUGACUAUUACUGCGCCUGUCCUGAUGACUUUGGUGGCAAGAACUGCUCUGCCCCCAGGGAGCCGUGCCCCGGUGGGGCCUGCCGAGUGGUCGACGGCUGUGGGUUGGAGGCAGGACCCCGGGUGCCUGGCACUGUGCCCUCCGGUGUGUGUGGCCCCCACGGGCACUGUGUCAGCCAGCCUGAUGGCAACUUCUCCUGCAUCUGUGACAGCGGUUUCACAGGCACCUACUGCCACGAGAACAUCGAUGACUGUCUGGGCCGGCCCUGCCGCAAUGGGGGCACAUGCAUUGAUGAGGUGGAUGCCUUCCGCUGUUUCUGCCCCAGUGGCUGGGAGGGCGAGCUCUGUGACACCAAUCUCAACGACUGCCUUCCUGACCCCUGCCACAGCCGUGGCCGCUGCUACGACCUGGUCAAUGAUUUCUACUGUGCUUGUGAUGACGGCUGGAAGGGCAAGACCUGCCACUCACGUGAGUUCCAAUGUGAUGCCUACACCUGCAGCAACGGGGGCACCUGCUAUGACAGUGGUGACACCUUCCGCUGUGCCUGUCCCCAAGGCUGGAAGGGUAGCACCUGCAACAUUGCUGAAAACAGCAGCUGCCUUCCUAACCCCUGCGUGAAUGGCGGCACCUGUGUGGGCAGCGGGGACUCCUUCUCCUGCAUCUGCCGGGAUGGCUGGGAGGGCCGGACCUGCACGCACAACACCAAUGACUGCAACCCACUGCCUUGCUACAACGGCGGCAUCUGCGUUGAUGGCAUCAACUGGUUCCGCUGCGAGUGUGCACCAGGCUUUGCGGGGCCUGAUUGCCGUAUCAAUAUCGAUGAGUGCCAGUCCUCGCCCUGCGCCUACGGGGCCACUUGUGUGGAUGAGAUCAAUGGCUACCGCUGCAGCUGCCCACCCGGCCGGUCCGGCCUGCGGUGCCAGGAAGUGAUCGGGUUCGGGCGGUCCUGCUGGUCCCGGGGCACACCCUUCCCUCAUGGGAGCUCCUGGCUGGAGGACUGUAACAGCUGCCGCUGCCUGGACGGCCACCGGGACUGCAGCAAGGUGUGGUGUGGGUGGAAGCCCUGCCUGUUGGCCAGCCAGCCCGAUACACUGAGUGCCCAGUGCCCACCAGGGCAGCAGUGCCAGAAGGCCCCAGGCCAGUGCCUACAGCCACCCUGCGCGGCCUGGGGGGAGUGUGGCACUGAGGAGCCCCUCUCACCCAGCACGCUCUGCCUGCCGCGCUCUGGCCACCUGGACAACAACUGCGCCCGCCUCACGCUUCACUUCGACCACAACCAGGUGCCCCAGGGUACCACUGUGGGUGCCAUCUGUGCCGGGAUCCGCUCGCUGCCAGCCACCAGAGCCGUGGCCCGGGACCGCCUGCUGGUGCUGCUGUGUGAGCGGGAGUCCUCGGGGUCCAGCGCCGUGGAGGUGGCUAUGUCCUUCAGCCCAGCUCGGGACCUGGCCGACAGCAGCCUGAUCCAGAGCGCAGCCCACGCCAUUGUGGCUGCCAUCACGCAUCGGGGGAACAGCUCGCUGCUGCUGGCCGUCACUGAGGUCAAGGUGGAGACAGCUAUUGUGGGCGGCUCCUCCACAGACCUGCUGGUGCCUGUGCUGUGCAGUGUGUUCAGUGUGCUGUGGCUGGCCUGCAUCACCAUCUGUGUGUGGUGGACCCGAAAGCGCAGGAAAGAGCGGGAGAGGAGCCGCCUACCGCGCGAGGAGAGCUCCAACAACCAGUGGGCGCCACUCAACCCCAUCCGCAACCCUAUCGAGCGGCCGGGCAGUGGGGGCCUGGGUGGCGGUGGGGGCCACAAGGACGUGCUUUACCAGUGCAAGAACUUCACGCCACCGUCGCGCAGGGCAGGUGAGGCGCUGCCCGGGCCAGCAGGCCGUGGGGGCGGUGAGGACGAGGAGGAUGAGGAGCUGGGCCGAGGCGAGGAGGACUCCCUGGAGGCAGAGAAGUUCCUUUCACACAAAUGCACCAAAGACCCAGGCCAAGCGCCAGGGCGGCCAGUGCUCUGGGCCUCGGGCCCCAAAGUGGACAACCGCGCAGUCAGGAGCAUCAAUGAUACCCGCUUCGCCAACAAGGAGUAGGGCCACCACUGCCACCAGGCGCCGUGGAGGCGAGGCUGUGCGCAUAGCGUCUUUAUUUUGUGUAAAAAAAAAAAAAAAAAAAGCAAAAAACAAAUGUUUAUUUUCUACGUUUCUUUAACCUUGUAUAAAUUAUUCGUAAUGGUCGGGUGGCAAGCAACGGAGUAUUCUCGGAGAGUUGCUAUUUUUGUAAAGUUCCCCUGUGUUGCCCUCACUGGGUGGCAGCACAGGGGGGGCGGCUGUGUUCUCACCAAAUCGUAUAACGUUUGCUACCAGAGGUUGUACACUGUUUACAGAAUCUUCCUUUUUAUUCCUCAGUUGGGUUUCUCAGUGGCUCCAGGCUAAAAGGCCAGUGCGGCCCAUGGCAGUUGACCAGGUCCGCGGCUGUCAGUGAGGCCUGUGGCAGCCGGUGAGGUCCGUGGCCAUCAGUGGCCCUGUGGCGGUUGGCGGGACCCAUGGCAGUCGUCAGUGGUCCCGUGGCAGUUGGUGGUCCUGUGGCGGUCCAUGGCCCUGUGGCGGUUGGCGGGACCCAUGGCAGUCGGUCAGUGGUCCCGUGGCAGUUGGUGGUCCUGUGGUGGGCCAUGGCCCUGUGGCGGUUGGCGGGACCCAUGGCAGUCGGUCAGUGGUCCCGCGGCAGUUGGUGGUCCUGUGGCGGUCCAUGGCACUGUGGCGGUCAGUGCGGCCGCCUCUCCGGCCAGAGCCCUGGAGCCUGCUGCUGUGGCUUCCUCCUCCAGGCACGCUGGCUCCAGAGGCCCCUCAACUGUGCUUCCAGAAGUGCCCUUCCUGCUGCUCUGUCCCCUGCGGGGCAGCGGCAGUACUGAAGCUCCUGACAAGUGCCUUCACACAGACUCUCCCUUGCGACUGUCAGCGUCUGCCGCGGGCACCAGGCCGCUGCCCACCUGCCGGCCCCCGGCCACCCCUCUUCGUGAAAGUGCAUUUUUGUAAAUAUGUACAUAUUAAAUGAAUCACUCUGUAUAUUUGAUUUAAUAACUUAAAUGU
Molecule: messenger RNA, 4651 nt
Organism: Loxodonta africana (African savanna elephant)
Lineage: Eukaryota; Metazoa; Chordata; Mammalia; Proboscidea; Elephantidae
Gene: JAG2
Product: jagged canonical Notch ligand 2
Exons: 25
Coding region: 2-3655 (1217 amino acids)
Biological process (GO): Notch signaling pathway; heterophilic cell-cell adhesion; multicellular organism development
Cellular component (GO): plasma membrane; protein-containing complex
Molecular function (GO): Notch binding; calcium ion binding
Source: RefSeq, a predicted model, not a curated record